This is a messenger RNA of Alosa alosa (allis shad), 1631 nucleotides long. RefSeq names its product prostaglandin reductase 3-like. The transcript is spliced from 2 exons. The record is from RefSeq and is a predicted model, not a curated record. Bases 321 to 1529 code for a protein of 402 amino acids. NCBI's taxonomy places the organism in Eukaryota, Metazoa, Chordata, Actinopteri, Clupeiformes, Clupeidae. Gene Ontology annotation, molecular function: oxidoreductase activity; zinc ion binding. Gene Ontology annotation, cellular component: mitochondrion.
AUUGAUUCGUUUCACCUUACUAGGAAGGAAAUGUUCCGCACGGGAAGGGGAGGGACUCGGUAUUCAACUAUAGCCUAAAUGCAACAUUGCGCGCUGCAGUUCACGUUAAAAUAAUGCUUGUAGUUUUAUUUACGUUACAGUGCACCGUGUUUUGCCACUAAUGUGAUCUAAUGAUGUCGACGGUCAUUUAAAGUGUGCUAUAUAGAGGCUAAUUGUUAUAUAAAAUAAACAAGUUCGGUUGCGACGAUAGGUCGAUCAUUCACUCCGAUCGUUGUAUCCGAAGUGACCGUGAACUUUGAUAUUUCAUUCUCGUGGAUGAAAUGUACCUGCCAGUCUUGCAACGAAAUGGUAGGAGUGCCUUUUUGGUGUUAAAUGAUUAUUGCAGAAGAACCAAUACGGUUUUAGGAGUUAACGUGCUGUCACGGCGUAACAUCAUAGACCUCUCAUACUCCACACACUUCAUGGAUUUUAAAGGUUCGUCCAUACCAAGUUCCAUGAAAAAGCUUGUUGUUACGAAACUCAGCCAAAAUUUUAGGAGCGCCGUUUCUUUACAAACUGUUCCAGUACCAACACCAGGUGACGGGGAUUUGUUGGUCAGAAAUCGGUUUGUUGGAAUCAAUGCUUCUGACAUCAACUACUCAGCUGGACGCUAUGACCCGUCAGUGAAGCCUCCUUUUGAUGCUGGCUUCGAGGGCAUCGGCGAGGUGGUGGGCCUCGGCCUGAGCGCCAGCGCCCGCUACACUGUGGGCGACAACGUGGCCUACUUCAGCGAGGGUGCUUUUGCCGAUUACACCGUCAUUCCUGCCAAGAAGGUGGUGCCCGUGCCCAGUACCAAGCCCGAGUACCUCACCAUGCUGCUAAGCGGCGCCACUGCCCACAUCGCCCUGCGCCGCCUCGGUGACCUGACCGAGGGCGAGACAGUGCUGGUGACGGCGGCGGCUGGCGGUACCGGUCAGUUCGCUGUGCAGUUUGCCAAGAAGGCCGGUUGCCACGUGGUGGGGACCUGCUCAUCGGACGAGAAGGCUGGGUUCCUGAAGACCAUCGGCUGUGACCGGCCCAUCAACUACAAGUCUGAGGACCUGGCCGCCACACUGCGCAAAGAGUACCCACAGGGCAUUGAUGUGGUGUACGAGUCCGUGGGCGGCGGCGUCUUUGACCUGUCUGUCAACUCGCUGGCCAAUAAGGGCAGGCUGAUCGUGAUUGGCUUCAUUUCGGGGUACCAGUCAGCGUCUGGACUCCAGCAGAUAUCGGGCGGAAUGCUCCCCGCAAAACUGCUGAAGAAGUCAGCCAGUGUGCGGGGCUUCUUCCUACCUCACUUCCUGUCCGACUACCGGGAGUCGCUGACAGACAUGAUGAAGCUGUUUGCUAAAGGGCAGCUGGUGUGUGAGGUAGAUAGGGGAGACUUGGACCCGGAAGGAAGGUUUGUGGGACUAGAGUCUGUGUUCAGGGCAGUAGACCACAUGUACGCUGGGAAAAAUUUGGGAAAAGUCAUUGUCGAGCUGAUCCCGGCGGUUGACAGUAAACUCUAAUUUCACUAAUGAUGAUCUUCCAGUAAUUUCUUAGUUAGGUGAAUGACGCAAGAUUGUAAAUGACCUGAACUGUGAAUUCAGAUUAAAUUGAUUUGUAUUUUU